AUGUUCACACAGGCUCAGAUUACACCAGAGUCGGCAGAAGAACAACCCUAUAGAUUUAUUGCUGAAGAUGGUGAUUCAAAUAUAAAGUCAGAAGUGUAUAGCCAGAAGAGACCAUGCAAACAAGGAACAAGCCCUGCAGCAGAGCCGGUUCCAGUGACUGAUUAUUUGAGAGCCAGUGAAGAGAAUAUAGUAACGAUAGGUCUGGAAAGACAAGUGAUAAACUCUGAGGAGAAAGAGGAAUCCUUGACCUUAAAAGAUGUAUUACCUUCAGCUCCACGUAAAGGAAUUACCUCAACCAAACUUUUUGACAAAGAUAAUGAAAUACCAUCAAAAGAAAAAGCUGAAGAAAAGCAAACACUGGAUUUGACAGUAGAAACUGAUGCGAGUUCAGAAUAUCCAGGGGUCUUCUGUGAAACAAAGAUCCAUACACCUGAAAGACUAAUUGAAGUUAAGAUGACUUCUAAACAUGAUUCAUCCACUAUAAAAGUUCCAGAUGAUCGUACAAAAGAAGUUUUAAAGAUUGGAACUGUAGUUGAAGUUAAGGACCUAAGUGAAACUUAUCAAAAAGUUGUCAUCAACAAUUUGACUGAUGCAAGCUUGUAUACUACAACAGUUUUUGAUGAAGAUAAGAAGACUCUCAAACAUUCUACACUUCGUCUGAAAGAAGAGAGACAUUUUGCUGAGAGUAAAAUAGUAGAUCAACUCUUCCUUACUAACCCUGAACAUUUCGAUAUGUCUACAUCUGAAAAGAAAGUGAGCAGAAAAAAAAGAUCUAAUCAUAUAUCGGAAGAGGAAUCUCCUUUAUCCUUGAGCAAAGAAGAAAGGGAGAAUAGAAGCCAAGCUGAUGGACUGACAAGACAAAUAAUAUACACAGACUAUGUUGGUGGUGAUAAAAGGAAAAGGCUACAAUUUCCAUCUUUGGAGGUUCGUCCAGACUACAGUGGAAAAAUUGCAAUAAAGAAAGACAGUAUUCUUGUUCGUUCUUCCAAGGACAGUGAAUUCUCUUCAGUGCCAAGAAAAGAUGUUCGAGGAAUUCCACUACAACCUGAUGCUGCAUGGAGACAAGCCUUUGUUCAAGCCUCAAAAUUCUAUAAAAGCAGAACUGUUCCUGAUAAUUGGAAGACCGGGAUAAAAGAAGAAAGAGAAGAAUGUGGAACUGUGUGGGGUGUAUUGUCCUGUUAUAAUUUGAGACUAGGUAUUAGGAAAAGGAGAGUUGGAAUUGGGUAA
Messenger RNA from Anolis sagrei ordinatus, 1227 nucleotides. Its product is annotated as AT-rich interactive domain-containing protein 4B-like. Lineage: Eukaryota; Metazoa; Chordata; Lepidosauria; Squamata; Anolidae. Gene Ontology annotation, molecular function: transcription cis-regulatory region binding. Gene Ontology annotation, biological process: regulation of transcription by RNA polymerase II. Gene Ontology annotation, cellular component: nucleus. The record is from RefSeq and is a predicted model, not a curated record.